Messenger RNA from Schizosaccharomyces cryophilus OY26, 759 nucleotides. RefSeq names its product respiratory complex assembly protein. The transcript is spliced from 3 exons. Lineage: Eukaryota; Fungi; Ascomycota; Schizosaccharomycetes; Schizosaccharomycetales; Schizosaccharomycetaceae. Gene Ontology annotation, cellular component: mitochondrion; mitochondrial inner membrane. The record is from RefSeq and is a predicted model, not a curated record. Bases 1 to 759 code for a protein of 252 amino acids. Gene Ontology annotation, biological process: protein insertion into mitochondrial inner membrane from matrix.
AUGUCGCUGUUCUCUCCAAAGUGGCAUUCUGCCAAUACAAAUUUGGCAAAGAAUGUAGGAACAUUGAGACCAUUGGCAUUUUCUCGAUUUAUGAGUCAACAGCCCAUUAGAAUGCUAGAUAUCCCCUUUAUGAAUUGCUAUGUAGAGCCAAAGGAUGAAUACUCGGUAUUUACACACCCUUAUUUAAAGCUUCGUCAAUGGUGGAGGUCUUUUCGUUAUAGAAAUAUAAAUAUUUACAAGAGUCGGUAUUUUUUACGCCGAAAUUUUCCCGGUCGUGCUUUCAAUAUGAAUUCCAUAGUCGGAGAGGCUGUUCGUUUACACUCGUCAGUCAAUUGUGCUUUAGCUAGCCAUGAUAGUCAGGUUUUAGAAAAUAACUGCACUCUUCGUGCUUCCCAAAUUUUACGAAAUCAAUUAAAGCAACUACCGAAGUGUGAAUGGAAAGUUGAAAAACACCUAAGCUCUCCAAAAUUGCUGAAUUUAAGUUGUGCUCAAGCUGAUAUGCAAGGAAACGAAUUUUUUAUUCAAGCUAUUGUUCGACUACAUACUCUGCAAUCAGUAAGUAUCGAUCAAGCAUCUCCUUCAUCGAAACGUUUAAAAGAAGAAAUAGAGAAUGUUGUUAUUCAACAAUGUUCUUGGAUCCCUCCUGUACGCUGGCAAUUUUGGGGUCUUGUCUCCUCCACGGCAGCAAACGCAGUAAAAAAGAAACUUCCUGAUGGACAAACGGCUUUUGUUGAACUAAAAAUAAGCCAUCGUCAAUGA